AUGUCCGCCUCGACAUCUGCUCAACCGGCAGACGCCUUGUUAGAUAACGAGCUAUCGUUUUCCGAACCACCUUUCUCCACUCAGUUAGAUCCUCGUAUACUAGCAGCAUUGGCCGAUCAGAAAUUCGCUCACCCUACUCUCGUGCAAGCUAAAGCUAUCCCUUUACUCCUAGAAGGGAAAGAUGUAUUGGCCAGAGCUAGAACAGGAAGUGGUAAAACUGCUGCUUAUGUCGUUCCUGCCAUUCAAAGAAUAUUAGAGGCGAAGGCAAAUCUAUCUCCCGCUUCUCCCGAAUAUCAAACCACCCGUGUGGUCUUCCUCGUACCCACCAAGGAACUCGCUUUGCAAGUAUCCACUUUCGUCAAGAAUAUUACAAAGUACUGCGAGGGUCUGGUCGGUUGCGUCAACGUUGCAGCGGGCGGUACGAGUGUACAGCGUGUUUUACUAAAUGAUAAUCCAGAUAUCAUCAUUUCAACACCUACCAAACUCUUAUCUCUCUUACAGUCCAAAUCAAUCUCUUUGAACCAAUUAUGCUUUCUGGCAAUUGACGAAGCGGAUUUACUGUUAUCUUACGGAUUCAAAGAUGACUUGACUAGAAUUAUGGACCCGACUUCAGGAUGGGUACCUCGUCUGGGAGUACAAGGGUGUUUGAUGAGUGCUACUUUGUCUGAAGAUAUCGAUGGUGUUAAAGGAUUAGUUCUACGUAAUCCAGCAAUCUUAACUUUAUCCGAACCUGCAACUUCCUCUUCCCUUCUUACUCAACAUUACACAAUGACCUCUGAACGCGACAAAUUCCUGCUCAUCUACGUCCUAUUGAAAUUGAAGUUGAUCAGAGGCAAAUCAAUCAUAUUUGUCAACGAUGUCGAAAGGGGUUACAGGGUGAAAUUGUUUUUGGAACAAUUCGGUGUGAAAUGCUGUGUGGUCAAUAGCGAGUUACCACUUUCGAGUCGAUAUCACGUGGUGGAAGAGUUCAACAGGGGUGUAUAUGAUGUGAUUGUAGCUACGGAUGAAGGUACCGGUGCUGAUGCUCAGGAAACAACCGAGAAUGAAGAAGAAGAAGAAGAACAAGAUGAAGAAACAAAAGAACAAGAGGAAGAGGAAGAGGCAGAAGUGGAGACUAAAAAUGCAGAAGCUGGACCAUCCAAACGACCUCGAUCAGAUCCUUCAACAUCAUCUUCAAAAGCAUCCGGUAAAAGACGUAAGAUUGAUGGUACUUCAUCUUUAGCUAGGGGAAUCGACUUUACAGCAGCAUCAUCAGUGAUCAAUUUUGAUUUACCACCAACAUCCACAUCGUACAUGCACCGUAUAGGUCGUACUGCCCGAGCGGGACAUUCGGGAUUAUCACUUUCUUUCGUCGUCCCCAAAGAGAAAUGGGGUAAAGAUAAGAACGUUUCGGUCAAAUCGGCAGAGAAGGAUGAAGUAGUCUGGGAGAAGAUCAAAGAACGUGCGAAGAAAGAUAGCGGAUCGGAAAUAAAGGAAUGGAAUUGGAAUAAAAAAGAGAUAGAAGGUUUUAGGUAUAGGAUGGAAGAUGCUUUAAAGUCUGUUACGGGUAAGAGAGUACAGGAAGCUAGGAGGGAGGAAGUUAAGAGGGAAUUGUUGAAUAGUGAGAAACUAAAGGCACAUUUCGCCGCUAACCCUCUCGACUUAUCAUACCUCCGGCACGACACCCCUCUACAUCCCGCACGACAACAAACUCACUUGAAACACGUACCAAAUUAUUUGAUGCCUAAGAUAGCUGCUUUGCCGACUGGUACAGGUGAUGUCACGGAUGGUGGGCAUAUAGGAUAUUCAAAACGAGGUAGAGGCGGAGGAGGGUUCAGGGGUAGAGGUGGCGGUGGUGGUGGAAGAGGUGGGAAGGGUGGUUCUAGAGGUGGAAAGAAAGUUGAUCCGCUCAAGUUCAAGGGUUAG
This is a messenger RNA of Kwoniella botswanensis, 1905 nucleotides long. RefSeq names its product ATP-dependent RNA helicase DBP9. Lineage: Eukaryota; Fungi; Basidiomycota; Tremellomycetes; Tremellales; Cryptococcaceae. The transcript is spliced from 6 exons. Gene Ontology annotation, molecular function: nucleic acid binding; ATP binding. Bases 1 to 1905 code for a protein of 634 amino acids. The record is from RefSeq and is a predicted model, not a curated record.